Durusdinium trenchii is the source of this 1902-nucleotide messenger RNA. The record is from the annotation of a GenBank genome assembly. NCBI's taxonomy places the organism in Eukaryota, Dinophyceae, Suessiales, Symbiodiniaceae.
GGGAGGGUCCAGGCAUAGACUGAGCAAGUCUUGGAGUUCCGUCGGCACCGCACCCUUCUGUUCAACCGAACGACGCUGCUCGGACGAUUGGGCAGUGGUACCGAGUCUACCAUACACUUUGGCACCCUGUGGACACUGUCAUACACUUCCACUAGAGAACAGCAGGUUUGAAAGAUGUGUAUUUUUUGUCACCAUCAAAGGGUCAGCUGCGAGGUUUUCACUGCUUUUUUGCCACGUGUUUGGACACCACUUGGUCGCUGGCGCAGCCUUGAAUGGCUCGGCCCGUGCCGGGCGGUGUGUGCCGCCGGGCGGUCCGCUUGCUUCGAACGGUGCUCCUUUCGAGUGGUUCCGGUACCUUCGGUUGAAGAAGCCGAUUCCUUCGACUAUCCCAGUUAGGGUAGCUCAGGUGAGGGGUCCUUUUUCAGGUCACAAGCAACCUCUCUUGGCUGGUGCGGAGCCGCGCUUCCACCAAGGGACCGGAUUUCUCUCGCGGCGGCUUAAACGCGCGCAACAUGCGGAUUCCAGUGAGACAGCUGAGUGGCGAAGAGAAGAUCUUGGAAGUGGAAGCAGAGCUGACAAUCAGGGAGCUGAAAGAACGUCUUCUGCGAGAUCUGCAAGUGGAGAGGUCUCUGGACCCACUGAGUGCCAUGUUGAGUGAGGUGGACCUGCUGAUGGCUGGUGAGAAACUGGAGAAUCUGGAUGAGACGCUGGAGAAUCUGGCAGCGACCAGGGACCUUUCGACUUCGUGUGGUCUGGACAUGUGUUUCUAUUUGAGUCCACCCAUCGAGACCGCAAGCCUUCUAGAAUCGGGUUUGGCAGUGGAAGACUUGCGGGCGGUCCAGGUACCAAGUGGAGUUGAACGUUUGGACCCCCAUGCCUUUGCCAGAUGCCGCUCUUUGGUCACUGUGAGUCUUCCUGACGUGCAGGUCCUCAAAGUGGCUGCAUUUUCGGGUUGCAGCUCCUUACUCAGCGUGAGCAUCCCAUCAGUGAUCAUCAUCGGACCCCAGGCUUUUAAGGAGUGCACCUCACUGACGACGAUCACGCUUGGGGCCGCCACAACCAUUGGCAACCAAGCAUUUAAAAACUGUAGCGCUCUGACCAGGAUCGAUUUACCGGACUCUGUGACAUACUUGUGGGAAGAGGCCUUCAUGGGCUGCAAGUCCUUGUCCAACGUGACCCUUUCGACGUCUCUCCAAGUCAUCAAUGCCUUCACGUUUCGUGCAUGUCGCUUGCUGCCCGCGAUCUACAUCCCUCCAUCUGUGCAAAAGAUCAACUACGGUGCCUUUUGCGAUUGCAGUGCUUUGAGAGAUUUAAGCAUUCCCGACUCUGUGAAGCAAAUUGGACCCAGUUGCUUCAGAGGCUGUGCCUCUCUGAGUCAAGUGACCCUUUCACAUGGAACUUCACUGGAAAUAGAUGCCUUCGAUCCCUGCGUACACGUACUGCAUGGAGCGAUGCCAAGGGCGAGCCCUGCCGAAGCCUGUGAGUCGAGAACUCAGUUCAGGACAGGUUCCAGUUGAAACUGAAGGGCUUCAUACUUUCUUUGGCCAAAGAAAGUUGAAACGGAACGUGGGAUCUGAAGGAACGCGACCGGAACGCGACCGAUCACGGCACCGACGUCUGAAGAUGCGAUGGAAGAUGUGGGAUGUGGCAUGGGAGAUGGGUCCGAAGGGACUCCGUGUCCUCAGAGAAAUCAUGGGGAAACCACGCAUGGUUGUUCAUGGAUGAUGAUUCAGAUGAGUAUGCCAACAACUGGUCUUUUCCAAGCGGUAUUGCGAUUGGUGUCCACUUGAAGUCAUGACAGUUGGGUGUUUCCAGACCCACUUCUCGAGCGAAAGAGCUUCGUUGAGCGUCGGUGCCUAAGAGCGGCGACCACCUGGGACUUCGCCAAGUCGUCGCAGAAAA